Panicum virgatum (switchgrass) is the source of this 1367-nucleotide messenger RNA. RefSeq lists its product as uncharacterized. NCBI's taxonomy places the organism in Eukaryota, Viridiplantae, Streptophyta, Magnoliopsida, Poales, Poaceae. The coding region runs from base 141 to 1295 and encodes 384 amino acids. The record is from RefSeq and is a predicted model, not a curated record. The transcript is spliced from 2 exons.
AAUCGAUGUAUUGGGAUAGAUGCCUACUCUCGCUCUUCAUUUAAGCAAAGCAUCUAUUCUCUCACCCGAAACUUGCUAUUUAGAACCCUUGCAGCGAGGCUUGCGAUGUGGUUUGCUUGCAUGUCUCCACCAAUUCAAAGAUGAGGCCGACUAGAAAUCGCGAGGAACAUGGCAGCGAAAGUCUGGUGAACAGCCAAAGGGCCGAGUGGUCCGAGAAGCUAGCUCAGUAUAACAUGUUCGGGCAACAUGUUGCCGCGGAAGACGAUGCUUCUGCUGCUCAAGGAACGGCGGGGUCCGUGCUACGAAGAUGGAUAGAGAAGCCCCUCAAAGCCUGUGGUGUCCAGGCACUCGAUGUGACGCGCAUCGCCCUCCCCGGGGAUCUCAAGGAGUUGGUUCUAGACAAGCUGUUAGACUUGGGAGCAGGCGGGCAACAAGAUUGGAACUUUGCCAGCACCGGUGGUCUGCUGGCCCUCCAGAAGUGGGCGGGCAACCAUAGAGACUCGGCCUCUGCUCGUCCAGGGACGGCGGCGCUACACCGGAGCAUCGACGCCGCCAUGGAUUUCCAGACGAGCGUGCUCAUCUGGCACAUGGCAACAGAUAUCUGCUACUAUGAAGGAUGCACCCAGUCCAGCAGCAAUCCUGAUAUGAAGGGGAAGAAGAGGAUGUGCAGAGAGGUGUCGAAUUAUAUCAUGUACCUCGUCUUCAAGUGCGGGGUGAUGCUCAAGACCAAUUCACAGCUCUUACAUCGCAAAGCUCACGGCGAACUGGAGGAAGCAAAAAAGGUCCGUAACCUAUCAGGUGUGGCCCAUGAGGAGAACCCUGCCCGGAUGGUAUUCCAGGUCUGGAAACAGACAGGCAGUGGAAUGGACCCGUUGCUCGCCUUUAAUCAUCUUAUGGAUGAACUUGGGGGAAGAGUGGUAAUGGAGAACGAGGAACUCCUCAAAGCAGGGAAAAAUGUCCAUGGCGGUGGACCAGCCGAAGCGGUGGCUCUUCCCCAGGGCAGCAGCGGCGAACAACCGACAGCUCAUAUGCAACUUCUGCAUAGCACAUACGAGGAUCUGGAUUCUGCAGUGACCAAUCGCGCGUGUGAGGUAGCCCAAGAGCUCAUCGCUAUCCAGGAAGAUGAAUGCUGGGAGCUCAUCACCGCUGUGUGGCUGGAGAUGCUUUUCUUCGUCGCGCCUCGCUGCGGUGGUGCUUUCCACAGCCAGCAUCUCAGCACUGGCGGUGAAUUCAUCACCCAUGUCCUGCUGCUAAUGUACUUUCUAGGCCCUUUUCUACCAUCCCGUAGUGAAUAGCUACAUCUGGGUACUGUCAGUAUUGUAUACAUAUCAUUAUUAUUAGGGUAAAGUCUGUUUUUCAACCCUGAA